Messenger RNA from Geodia barretti, 660 nucleotides. The record is from the annotation of a GenBank genome assembly. NCBI's taxonomy places the organism in Eukaryota, Metazoa, Porifera, Demospongiae, Tetractinellida, Geodiidae.
CUUCUCCUAGCGGUGGCAAAAUCCACAAGAUAUACCUCGAUUUCUCACUUGCCUGGGGUAUUGCAGUAUCUCCAGCAAAAUGUCACUGCUGGCUUCCGCACAUGUGGAGUCUAUCCGUUUAAUCCUUCUGCUAUUUCAGUUACUGUGCCACCGUCAACAUCGUCUAAUGUCCCAUGAAGGUGACUCUGGCAGUGCAGAGGAAACUGAAGAGUUCCAGGAUGGUGGAGAUCAAAGUUUGUCUUUGAACACAUUCACGGCUGAGCAGGAGAAACACUUUCAUAUUCGCUAUGCCUUUGCCUUUCUACCACGUAGUUUUCAUGCCAUUACUAUAUGUACUUACUAUAAUAAUGGAGCAGCAUUUGUUACUGUACCCAAACUAGGCAUGUGUGUGUAGGUGAAUGUUCUUAUUGCCUCGCUCUGAAUGACUACAGGUUACAGAUAUGUGGGAGUGAGCAAAGCUCGAGUAAAUGGCCAGUCCAUGUCAAAGUAUGCACCUGUGCAGAAUUGAACACCACCUCGUUCCCAAAAUAGGAAACUGGGAUAUUUUCGCACAUGUGUGAUGAAUGCCUGGAUGCCACACAUUUAUUUACAUGAUUGAUGUUGCAUGUAACAGUCUAGAGAGGCUGUAUAGCUACACUGUCUUCUCCAGGCAUAAUACAC